Vicugna pacos (alpaca) is the source of this 475-nucleotide messenger RNA. The record is from RefSeq and is a predicted model, not a curated record. NCBI's taxonomy places the organism in Eukaryota, Metazoa, Chordata, Mammalia, Artiodactyla, Camelidae.
CGCAUGCGCAGCUCCGCGUGUACGCGCCUCAGGAUGGCCCGCACUAUGGAACCACUGGCAAAGAAGAUCUUUAAAGGAGUUUUAGUAGCUGAACUUGUGGGCAUUUUUGGAGCCUAUUUUUUGUUUAAAAAGAUGAACACAAGCCAAGAUUUCAGGCAAACAAUGAGCAAGAAAUUUCCCUUCAUCUUAGAAGUUUAUUACAAAUCCAUUGAACAGUCUGGAAUAUAUGGAAUUAGAGAGCAAGAUCAAGAAAAAUGGCUGAACAGCAAAAAUUAGAAAUUUGACCAUCGAUCAAGGUUUACCCUGUUUCAUAGUAUCAGGCAAGAUUAAAAUUCCAAAGUUGACGUGGAUGGAUUUUAGAAUAUUUAAGGUUAAAUACAGGGAAGAAACUGAUGGAAGGUUUGUUUAUUAUGUUAUAAAUGGAAUUUUAUUUAUACUACUCAAAAUAAAGUUGUUCUCCUUAAAAAAAAAAUAA